CACCGUCGAUGUGUACACUGUAGGCCUACAGUCUUUUCGUGUCGACUUAUUGUAAUGGAACAAUUUUGUUAUCUUUUAGUAAAUCAACAAAAAAUUCAGUUUUAGACAAGUGUUUUGUUUAAUUGUUUAAUUCCAUGAUACGGAUUUCUCGGUACAGCUUGCAUGUGGUAGGUGAAUUAUGCCACGAGACAAUCUUUUGUUUGGAGUAGGUCUAUUCCCAAAUGGCCUUUUUAAUAACAACAUACCUAGAAACAACAUGAAUGGUGCUGGACCUACUCUGCUUAAUAACAACAAUCCAAAUUAUGUAAAUGCUAAUCAGUUAGCUACUGUGAGAGAUAGAAUGUUCCAUGCCAUUUUUCAUCGAAUGGCUAUUGCAUAUGCCAGGACAUUCCCAAAACCUAUUCGAAGACUUUUGGAAUGGCUCUUCCUAUUAAAGGCACUGGCAGCUUUCCUAAUGCUUCUGUAUAUACACAUAAUUUUUUCCCGUUCCCCUAUCACCUGUCUGGAUCACAUAAAAGCUGACUGGCCACGAGAGGGUAUUGUGAGAAUUGACAUUACCAGAAGUGGAAAUGGUCCAGACAUACAGGGUUAUUCAUUACACCAUUCUUAUGCUAAAGAGCAAAGGAUACAUCAGAGAGAGCAAUUUGAAUAUCAGGCUAUGUUUGGUUUUUGGAGUGGACCAUAUAGUUCUUCAGCUGACUCAGAAGAAACUGAAUCAUCGGCGCUUAAGGAGACGACGGAAUUGUUAUCAGACGAAAUUUACUUCAAUGAUACUUUGACCAACAAUAUCACGAAUUUGGAUGAUGAAAGGAUUGAUUCUCUGCUUCCCACAGAGGUUUCAGAACUCGAUAAAAUCAUAAGAGCCACAGUGUGGCCACCGGAAGAGUAUAUUGUAGAGUUUUCUUUGGAGUACGGUUUUUUGCGUUUGAGCCCUACAACCCGAAGAAAAUUAAAUAUCACUAUUUUGCUCGUUACGCUGGACCCGGUUAACAACACUUGCUUCGGCGACAGCUUUGGGCGAUUUUUACUUGAUGAAUUUCUUGGUUACAAUGACUUUAUCAUGGGAGCAGUCAAGGCUUUGGCUGAGGCUGAAGACAGUCAGGGAUAUCUUCGGAACGUGGUGACAGGUGAACAUUACCGGUUUGUCAAUAUGUGGAUGGCUCGUACAUCGUAUAUUGCGUCCGCCUUUGCCAUGGUGAUUUUUACUUUGUCGAUAUCGAUGUUGUUGCGGUAUUCACGGAAUCAGAUCUUCAUUUUUAUUGUCGACUUGCUGCAGAUGCUGGAAUUCAACAUAAAUGUCACUUUUCCAGUCGCGUCAUUUUUCACCGUCAUUCUGGCUUUAGUCGGAAUGGAAGCUAUUAUGGCCGAAUUCUUCAACGACAGUUCCACUGCCUUUUAUGUCAUUAUCUUCGUCUGGGUGGCAGAUCAGUACGAUGCAGUUUGCUGUCACACUAGCGUCACCAAACGUCACUGGCUCAGGUUCUUCUACCUGUAUCACUAUGCCUUUUAUGCGUACCAUUAUCGCUUCAAUGGACAGUAUAGCGGACUGGCUUUGGUGACGUCAUGGCUCUUUACACAGCAUUCGAUGCUCUACUUCUUUCAUCACUACGAGCUACCACUUAUCUUGCGUCAGGUUCAACUGCAAAACAUGUUGAUCCGGACGACCAACAGCUCCAGUGCGGGCGGCUCUUCGGCUGGAGUAACAGCCGCUUCCACUGAGAGUGUCAUCGACCGAAACCACCGGUCUCCCGGACCGGAAGCCGACAGUGAUGCCCAGGUCGAUUUUGAGACUAGAGACCGCGAUUCUGACUCACCAGCUCCCGAAACCCUCUCGGACGACUCAGAAAUGGAAUCGAUAGCUGAUGGAGUUCACAGCGACGCUGAUCCACCAGCCAACGGUGGCGAUGGCAGUAGCAGUAGUAGUAUUAUUACGGCCGCUUCCACUACGUCCAACAGUGGCGUAGAAAUCCUGCCAGCGGACCCACAUCCGGUGGUGGAUUCUCUGCAGCUCACGCACUAGCCAAAAAAAAACAAUAAGUAUCAUCAAACAAGAGAAUUAUUAACAGAACCAUAGUCCGUUUUAUAUUGUAUAACGGAGAUCUAGCUCUAAAAAAGGCAGGUCUAGCUCGAUAGUUCAAUGCUCCAAAUUGUUGUCUCUUUCAACCUCUUCGUGACAGCCGAUGAUGGAAGUAUGCGACGAAGAGCGAAACUGAGUGUGGAUGAUGAAUAUCUAUCGAGUGUUGAUUAAUGACACGGAACGAAUUCUGAUUUACUGGCGAUUCCCAGCAGUGACUUUCAUGCACUUUCUUCUGAUUAUUAUUACAGCAUUACCGAUGGCAAAGACAAAAGAAAUAAUAAAUGAUAUGAUGAAACGAAGCAAGAUUCCUGUAUAGCUGUCACCUCCUCCAUCCUCUAUUUCCAGUUCUAUUCUCUUUUUCCUUGUGAAUUAUGUACAACAUGGUGAAAUUAAACAUACGGAUAAUGAAAAUUGAUCUUAUUGGAAAGUU
This is a messenger RNA of Daphnia pulicaria, 2507 nucleotides long. RefSeq names its product membralin-like. Gene Ontology annotation, biological process: positive regulation of ERAD pathway; response to endoplasmic reticulum stress. The transcript has 12 exons. Gene Ontology annotation, cellular component: endoplasmic reticulum. NCBI's taxonomy places the organism in Eukaryota, Metazoa, Arthropoda, Branchiopoda, Diplostraca, Daphniidae. The record is from RefSeq and is a predicted model, not a curated record. The coding region runs from base 179 to 2020 and encodes 613 amino acids.